Messenger RNA from Mycetomoellerius zeteki, 609 nucleotides. Its product is annotated as putative nuclease HARBI1. Bases 1 to 588 code for a protein of 195 amino acids. The transcript is spliced from 3 exons. The record is from RefSeq and is a predicted model, not a curated record. Lineage: Eukaryota; Metazoa; Arthropoda; Insecta; Hymenoptera; Formicidae.
AUGGCCAAAGACGCACGUGGAGAAGAUAGUGAAUUGUAUCGCAAUAGAAAAGGCUACUUUUCUCUAAACAUACAAGUAGUUAUUAACGCAAAAUUGGAAAUAAUUGACAUAGUAGCGCGUUGGCCAGGAUCUGCACAUGAUUCAACUAUAUUUAACCAUUCAAGAAUUAAGAGUUUGUUCGAGGCAAACAGAUUUGGUGAUGCUUUACUCCUUGGAGAUUCUGGCUAUCCGAAUCUGCCAUAUUUAAUGACUCCGUUACUAAAUCCAACAAAACCAGCAGAACAUCUUUACAAUGAAGCUCAAAUUCGAACACGCUCAAAAAUUGAAAGAUGUUUUGGAAUUUGGAAAAGAAGAUUCGCAGUGUUAUCUAUUGGAUCGCGUUUUCAUACAGUUCAAAAGAUGCUUCCUAUUGUUAUAGCAACAGCUAUAUUGCAUAAUAUUGCUCAGCAGAAAAAUGAACCAAAUGUAAUUAAUCCUGAAAUAUAUGAUAAUGUUAUUGCUGAAGUACAAAAUGUAAGAGUGGAUAAUAUGAACAUCAGGGAUGAACGACAACAUUUACUUUCGGAGUAUUUUGAAAGAUUACUUUAAAAACUUAAAAUAAAAAGCAUU